CAGUAUGUGGAUCGAAUAUCGAUCUCAUGAACAGAAGGUGACAAACCCUCAUUGCCAAGUCAGAGCAAGGCAUCGUAUUCAUUCGUCUCCACCCCAAUGGAGCAAAGCUUUGCAUCAUUCCAAUCAGUUCCUCAUUACCUUCUAAGAAUAUUACUUGUAGCUCUAUAGAUAAUCCCACAGGCCGCAACCAUUUGUCUAUAUAUAUAUAUUUAGUAGCUUUCUCUGUUAUAUAUAUAUCUACGAUAAUUUAUCAGAAUAUCAGUCAUUCAUGUUUCGAUUCUGCACCUGUUUCCGGCGGCGCCGGCGGCGCCGGUCGGCGUGGCACGAGUACAGGGUGUGUUGCUUCUUCCGGCGCCGGUUCAGGCCGGUGUCGACCGAUCCGCCGGAGGCGAUCAGGAAGGAGUUCGAGGAGUACGCGGACGCUGGCGGUGUGAUGGGGGUCCGAGAGCUGGCCGAGUUCCUGGCGGAGGUGCAAGGGGAGCCCACAGACUCCGGCACAGCGCAGGCCAUCAUCGACGACGCCAGGGAAGCGAAGCCCCUGAAGGUGUUCCAGAAGAAGAAGGGCCUCUCCCUCGACGCCUUCUACGGCUUCCUCUUCUCCGACGACAACGCCGCUCAUCGUCCCGACGGAGUUUCCCAAGACAUGACUGCUCCACUGGCUCACUAUUUCAUAUACACUGGCCACAACUCCUAUUUAACAGGCAAUCAGAUCAGCAGCCUCUGCAGUGAUGAACCAGUCAUAAAGGCAUUAAAAAAUGGAGUGAGAGUCAUUGAACUUGAUCUCUGGCCUAAUAAAACACACACUGAUAUUGAUGUUCUUCACGGAGGUACAUUGACUCAGCCAGUGAAACUCAUCAAAUGCUUGACCUCCAUUAAGAAAUUUGCCUUUGUAGCAUCUGAAUAUCCAGUCAUAAUCACUUUUGAAGACCAUUUAACUGCGGAGCUUCAAGCUGUAGUAGCUCGGAUGCUGACGGAGACUUUUGGAGCCAUGCUGUUUACUUCAGACUCCAAGUCGCUAGAAAAUUUUCCUUCUCCAGAAGCAUUAAAAAGGAGAAUCAUAAUCUCCACUAAACCACCAAAAGAGUACCUUGAAUCAUCAUCCAAGGUGUCCAAGGAAGAAGACGAAGAGCAAAAGGGAGGCGAAGUGAAACCAUGGAGUGGAGAGCUUUCAGAUCAUGAAGACAAACCUACUGAUAUUCAGCAACAAGUAAGUGACCAGCUUGAUCGUGAAGAAGAGGAUCAGAUAGUAGCGCCUGAAUACAAGAGUCUGAUUGGAAUUGCAGCAAAGAAACUGAAGAGUGAUUUAGGGGCCGCUCUCAAGAUUGAUCCUCACAGUGUGAGUCGUCUCAGUUUAAGUGAGCUGGCAUUGGAGAAAGCUACUGACUCCCAUGCAACUGAACUCGUGAGGUUUACUCAAAAGAACUUGCUGCGGAUAUAUCCCAAGGGCACUCGAGUUACUUCUUCCAACUACAAACCAUUGCUUGCUUGGGCGCAUGGUGCUCAGAUGGUUGCACUAAACAUGCAGGGGCAUGGCAAAGCAUUAUGGUUGAUGCAGGGCAUGUUCAGAGCAAACGGAGGCUGUGGGUACGUGAAAAAACCAGAUAGAUUGUUGAAGAAUGAUGAUCCAAAUGACGUCUUUGAUCCCAAAGCUGAACUGAAAGUGAAGAAGAUUCUCAAGGUGAGAGUGUAUACUGGAGAUGGCUGGCGAUUUGAUUUCGACAAGCAUCACUUUGAUCCUUAUUCUCCUCCAGAUUUUUAUACAAGGGUUGGGAUAGCUGGUGUGGAAGCUGAUACAGUAAAAAUGGAGGAAACACAUGCAAUCGAGGAUGACUGGACGCCGGUUUGGGAUGAAGGGUUUGAGUUCCGGUUGAGGGUUCCCGAGCUCGCAUUGCUCCGGAUCGAGGUUUACGAGCAUGACUUGUCGGAUCCCGACGACUUCGCCGGCCAGACUUGCUUGCCGGUGUGGGAGUUGCGGACUGGAAUCCGGUCAGUGAAGCUUUGCGAUCAUGAGGGAGAGACUCUCCCGUCGGUCAAGCUAUUGAUGCGCUUUGACAUCAUUGAUGUGGCUUGAGAUCCUAAAGUUAAUGUAGGCCUAAUGGGCCGGGCCGGGCCGGUUCUAACUAGACGGAUGUCACGGACUUAAAAGUGGAAUUCAAUUCAAGUCAAUUUCACUUCCGCAAAAGGAAACUUCUUCUUCUUAAAAAAAAAAAAAAA
Molecule: messenger RNA, 2214 nt
Organism: Zingiber officinale
Lineage: Eukaryota; Viridiplantae; Streptophyta; Magnoliopsida; Zingiberales; Zingiberaceae
Product: phosphoinositide phospholipase C 2-like
Exons: 8
Coding region: 269-2071 (600 amino acids)
Biological process (GO): phosphatidylinositol-mediated signaling; lipid metabolic process
Molecular function (GO): phosphatidylinositol-4,5-bisphosphate phospholipase C activity
Source: RefSeq, a predicted model, not a curated record